Molecule: messenger RNA, 740 nt
Organism: Pseudomassariella vexata
Lineage: Eukaryota; Fungi; Ascomycota; Sordariomycetes; Amphisphaeriales; Pseudomassariaceae
Product: ankyrin repeat-containing domain protein
Exons: 3
Coding region: 114-572 (152 amino acids)
Biological process (GO): protein localization to ciliary inversin compartment
Cellular component (GO): ciliary inversin compartment
Molecular function (GO): protein binding
Source: RefSeq, a predicted model, not a curated record
CCCGAGCCCAAUGCGGCCAAUGAUAUUUGACACUGUUUAUACUUCGACGACCACGUGGCGGCUAUCAAACUAUACCAGUUAGUCCUUUUUGUUUUCCGCUUUUCUCGACGAUAAUGACAUCUGAAAGAAAGGGCACCAAUGGAGCACCGUCUUCACUGCCUCCCGAGGCCAUUGAGUUUGCCGGACGCAUGUUCAAUGCCGCUCGCUCUGGCCAGAAAGACAUCUUCGAGCAGGCCCUACCAGCUGGGUUACCGGCUAACCUGACCAACGACAAGGGCGAUUCUCUUCUCAUGCUCGCAGCCUAUCAUGGUCAUGUAGAUCUAGUCAAGCUGCUGAUACAGCACGGAGCCGACCCGAAUCGGGCCAAUGACAGGGGCCAGAGUCCGCUAGCGGGCGCGGUGUUCAAGAAGGAGGAUGAUGUGAUACACGUGUUACUUGAGGGUGGUGCUGAUCCAGAUCAUGGAACCCCGUCUGCAACGCAGUGCAUAGCAAUGUUCAAGCAAGAGGAUGAGUGGAAAGACGAGUUCGAGGCAGCCCCUGGCAAGGGCAAAGCCAUAAAUGUGUCCUUAUGACGCUGGGGCCUCCGACAAAGACCCCCGGUACGAAGUCCAGCGUAUGUGCUUAGGAGGACUUGUCAAUCUGCAUGAUCUUGAGGGCAUUUUCUUAUUGCCAACUUGUCCAUUCUGGUUCUAUAUAUUAAUCCACCCAAUCGAAUCGAUCAGCCGCGCCUAUCUUUGCCC